AUAGACUCAGUGGAAAUCAACUCUGUCUCUCUGAGCUGGUGCAGUCCUGACAAUAUGGAUGGAAUCCCACACAGCUUCAAAAUCACCUUUUCAAGCUCUGUCGAGGACAACCCUCUUUCCAUCACUGCACCCUUCAAUUCCACUGUUAUCUCUAAGCUGAGACCUGGGAGAGAGUACAGCUUCACAGUCACCACAGUGCUGAAGAAUGGGACCCAGAGCAAGUCUGUUUCAACAUCUGUCCGCACAAAACCGUCCCCUCCUGGAAAGAUAAAGAUAGACUCAGUGGAAAUCGACUCUGUCUCUCUGAGCUGGAGCAGUCCUGACAAUAUGGAUGGGAUGCCACACAGCUUUUACAUUACCUACUCUAGCUCUGAUAAGAGUCACCAAGACUCCAUCACUGCACCCUCCAAUUCCACUGUCAUCUCUGAGCUGAGACCUGGGAGAGAGUACAGCUUCACAGUCACCACAGAGUUGGAGAAUGGGACCCAGAGCACGCCUGUUUCAAUAUCUGUCUGCACAAAACCGUCCCCUCCUGGAAAGAUAAAGAUAGACUCAGUGGAAAUCGACUCUGUCUCUCUGAGCUGGGACAGUCCUGCUGGUCUGGAUGAGAUCCCACACAGCUUUAAAAUCACCUAUUCAAGCUCUUUCGAGGACAACACUCUUUCCAUCACUGCACCCUCCAAUUCCACUGUCACCUCUGAGCUGAGACCUGGGAGACGGUACAGCUUCACAGUCACCACAGUGCUGGAGAAUGGGACCCAGAGCACGCCUGUUUCAACAUCUGUCUAUAAAGAUAGACUCAGUGGAAAUCAACUCUGUCUCUCUGAGCUGGGACAGUCCUGA
Acipenser ruthenus (sterlet) is the source of this 843-nucleotide messenger RNA. Its product is annotated as receptor-type tyrosine-protein phosphatase eta-like. Bases 55 to 843 code for a protein of 262 amino acids. The record is from RefSeq and is a predicted model, not a curated record. Gene Ontology annotation, molecular function: protein binding. NCBI's taxonomy places the organism in Eukaryota, Metazoa, Chordata, Actinopteri, Acipenseriformes, Acipenseridae. The transcript is spliced from 4 exons.